Molecule: messenger RNA, 4475 nt
Organism: Zootoca vivipara (common lizard)
Lineage: Eukaryota; Metazoa; Chordata; Lepidosauria; Squamata; Lacertidae
Gene: TPPP
Product: tubulin polymerization promoting protein
Biological process (GO): positive regulation of protein polymerization; microtubule bundle formation; microtubule polymerization
Cellular component (GO): microtubule
Molecular function (GO): tubulin binding
Source: RefSeq, a predicted model, not a curated record
GCGGAGCCGGCCGGCCGCCUCAGCGCCGCGCUCGCCGAGCCUCGCUCAGCCGCCGCCGCUGCUGCGGACGCUUCUUCUGCUGCGGGCUCCGCGCGCCCGAGUCCGGGGCCGAGAGUUGGCAGCGCGGACGGGCAGGAGCCGAGAGGAGCGGAGCCCGUCCGAGCGGGGAGCACAAUGGCUGACAACACAAGUAAACUCACCAAGCAUGUGAACAAAACACCUCCAAGGUCUCCUGCAGAUUCCGCAAAAGAGAAAGCAGCCAAAAGGUUAUCCUGCGACUCAAACAGCUCCCACGACGGGGCCAGUGGGCCAGAGUUAAGUGCUCUUGAAGAGGCUUUCAGGAAAUUUGCUAUCCACGGGGAUACGAGAGCCACGGGGAAAGAGAUGCAUGGGAAAAACUGGUCCAAGUUGUGUAAGGAUUGCCAUGUGAUUGAUAGCAAGAACGUGACUCUCACCGAUGUUGACAUCGUCUUCAGCAAGAUCAAGGGGAAAUCCAGGACAAUUACUUUUGAGCAGUUCAAGGAAGCACUUCAGGAGCUCUCCAAGAAGCGUUUCAAAGACAAGAGCAACGAGGAAGCAGUGCAAGAAAUGCACAAGCUCAUUGAAGGGAAGGCACCCGUCAUAGCUGGAGUCACGAAAGCCAUUUCAUCUCCGACUGUCUCACGGCUUACAGACACAACGCGUUUCACUGGUUCCCAUAAAGAGAGAUUUGAUCCAACUGGGAAAGGCAAAGGCAAAGCAGGACGUGAAGAUCUGGUGGACACAUCUGGCUAUGUAUCUGGGUAUAAGCACGCUGGCACCUAUGAUCAGAAAGUGCAAGGAAGCAAGUAAGCCUGAAGGUUCAAAGCCUGAAGGAAGGUUCACCUGUGAGGGGUGAGCAAGACGAGUCUCACCUGUUGCUGUCAAUGCCAAAAAGACUAUGUUGGAAAGCUGUCUUGUAGGAUCCACUUUUGACAUCGACUGAGACUUGCAGUGAAAGCACCACUUCAUUACAUUCCUCAUGCUUUAUGGCAGUGAAAAGGAAGCAGCAACGCGUUCUGAGCAAGAAACCACACCCAAGGGCUCUCUCACCACACCUCGUCUGUACUGGUAGCAGAUCGCAAACAUUCCUAUAUGCCUAAUUCUCUGUCUUGUUCUGCUGUCUUUUUUUUUCUACAGUGGAGGCUACGUGUGCUAGUAGCUUUGCUAAAAAGAAUCCAAUUGCUCAAUUUGAUUAAUUUUAUCGAACAAUGUCUUAAUAUGGAACAGAUGCACCUCAAAUGUAAGAAUUCAGCCUUUAACUGAAGGGAAUUAAAUGGCUAUUGACUUUUAUUUUUAUUUUAAAAAGGUGCUAUCCUGUAAAAGCCAAUACAUUUAUUUCAACCAUUUGCGAACAAGAGCAGAAACAAUAAUUUAAAGCAACUUUCCCCCUCCAUUAGUAGAAAACUGAGACCCCACUUGUCCCAUCUUCUCAAAGAAAAGGGAAAUUGCAGCUCUCACUUCUAGCCUCCGAAUAUAUUUUCUUUUUUAAAAAACCAAAACCAAAAACCAAAACACUAUGUGUCAUUGAAGUUAUGUAUUACUAUUUCUGUAAGAUUGCAAGAAACAUGAAAUAUGACAGUUCAAACCCCCACCCAAAUAUCUACCGGUAUUUGAAAUACUACCAGUUGAAAUUAUCUGCUUUGUCUGGAUCAUUACCUUAAACAACAUUUUGAUUCAUUAUGUUGGUUAAAUAGUUCCAAAAUAAAGGAAAUUUGUUGUUUUCUUGUUCACUCAGUGUAAAGCAGACAGAAUUUAAUUGUCAGAUUGUUUGCUGAUGCAAAACAAAGGUAGAAAAGAUUAAAUGCAGAUUCAUUGUUUUACAAAUGAUGUCAUCAGCCAUCAUGUUCCAGUGAGCCAGUCUAAAUAGUGCUGAAAUGUUGCUUCUUUUAAGGGAGAAAAAAGGAUAUAAUUAACAUAUUUUCUGAAAAAGGACAACAUACAUAAUGUAUUUAUUUAUUUGAAGGAUUUCUGUGUGUGUAUGCUGAAGAGUAAUUGUCUAGUCAAUAAGGUGAUUUUUAUGUGUCCUGUCUUUAUGAUUGAGUAAAUACCACACUGUGUUGAACUUACAAUCCAGUAAAAUAAUAGCUGUAAUUUUCUCUUGGAGGUUUGCCAGAAGUGGAGUCCUCAGUCUUGUUUUCUGUGGAAUACGGUUCAGCUGUAUCUCCUCUGUAGAAAAAUAGAGAUUGGUCAACUUUACUGCCAUUCUUAAUAGCUAUCUCUUUGACAGGCCGAGUAAACGCUGAAGAGUUGGCUGCACUGAUUUGCUUACAGUAACUCUGACUGUUCCUUCGCACAGGCCAGCACCUUGAAGUUGGCCCUUGUCCGGUCACUGGCCAUCUGUCAUUUGCAGUUGUCUUUAUCCUAAUUGUUAAGGAAGGUAUUUAUUGUGACUUUACAACCAUGCAUUCUUCAGCAUGUACCACAAGCAUGAAUCCAAAAUAAUGAUGAUAAUGUUGUUAAGCACUGCCGUUGUAUGCCUGGAACCUUUGUUUUUUGACAUUUUGAAAUGUCAGGUUUGGGAAGAAGGAAGUCUGUAGAAUUCUCAGCAUGUUUUUGCAGGAUGGUGGUUUUAGUGGUUGCUAGAAAGGGUCUGUGAGUGUGCCAGUCCUGUUGGUAUUGAAAUAGUGAUAGUUACUAUCAGUUAUAUAUAUCCAACUGCUUUCUGGGGACAAGCUCAGUAUCUAGAGUGUUGAUAAUAGCUGGUCUCUAAGGUGCUACUGGAAGGAUUUUUUAAAUUUUGUUUUGACUGCAUCAGACCAACACGGCUACCUACCUAUAAUUGAUAAUAGGGCUGUUUGCUUUGAUGGAACAAUGAGCACUGAAUAUUUUAAUACAGACCCUCUGGAACCCAUUUGUCAAGCUUAACACGAGGCUAGGCUUAUGGGGAACACCCGGAACUUCAUUACACUAAACUUCAUUACUGUAAACUUAAUUACACUAAAUUCAGAACAAAUCCAGCUAUGUCAUCCAGUGGCAGCUAAUCAACACAAUGGAUGUGAAAGACUCCAUUCGUGUAAUAUGAGCAGAUGAGCACACCAGGAAGAUACCUGAUUUGUUGAUCCAGUCUAGCUUGUCUCUUGUGUAUUUUGCUUUUCGGGAAACAUUUUUUUGUCCAAAACCUGGCAGCUAUUUGCUCACACGAAUUGGCCAUGAACACUGAUUGCUCAUUGUAAGGAGGAGCUUAAGGUAACAAUAAUGCCACCAGGUUCUGGGCAAAUAGUAGUUUUGUUUUUGAUAGAAACUUCCUUUAGCACUGAAGUCUACUGCAGAACUGUCAUCUAAAGAUUUUAGAGCAGGCAUUACAUAUCAGGUGGCCUUCUAGAGCCAGGGAAAGCUACUUUUAAAAUGAGCAAUCCAUGUUCAUUUUCAUUUAUUUUAAAACAAAAAGACAAAGAGAUGCUACCAUUGAAGCGUGAACGUCUAAAAAGCGAGCAGUUUUGUGAAACAAUGACACGCUCUUCUGACAUCCCGGUUUCUCUUCCUUUCCCCAUCCCCAUUCCUUGUUCUGAAACUGUUGGCUUUUUCUAUCCCUUUUUCUACCACUGUGCCACUAAAGGAGGAGGCUGUCUCAUAAGAAGCAAGGCCUGGGUGUCCAUGCAUCAGACCACAGUUUAUGGGAAAAAAUGACUACUUCCUCCAGUCCAGUCACCUAAUAACACAAUCCCAUUCAUGUCUGCUCAAAAAUAAGUCCCACUGUGUUCUUUGGGGUUCGCUCCUGGGUGAACAUGCAUAGGAUUGCAACCUAAGUCGCUGUUUGCAUGCAAUAGUGUACUUGGAAUAUUCUUACUAUAUCAGCUACUCUCAUCCCUGUAUAUUCCUUGUCAGUGAUUUCUGCCCCCUUUAAAGAUUUAUUUAAGUGCAAAACAUACUGUAAACGUCCAGUGAUGCCGGCCUUUGUUGUCUCCUUUCCAUACAACAGGUUAUCGUCAUCAGGCCCUUUUGAACGCUUAUAAAUAGGGGGAAAUAUGAAUUCUUCAAAUGUGAAAAUGAUACAAUCUGUAGGUUUUUUCAAAAAGCUAUUUUACUACCACAAGGUGUUUACAAUUCUUUGCUGAUUGAAUAAAUCACAUUAAGCACAUAGUGUUCUUUUGCUAUGUGUAAAUCACUACAGGGUAUAUUAUGUAUAUAUAAAUAAAUAUACAUACGUGCAGUUUUAUGCAGCCUCUUAAUGGUGCACACUUUUGUAGCAUCAUGCACACUGGGACUUCCUUGUUAUCUGCUGAGACCUGGAAAAAUGUGCCCAGAAUACAGCCCAUUCCUCACCCAAGAAGGACCUGCGUAUGUAUAUGGGAGCCUGUAUUUCCCUUCCAAUUUUAUAGACAUACAAUUUAUGGAGUCAAGUCAAUCUUCUCCCCCCCCCCCCUGCUUGCAUUCCUGUGCAUGUCACUGGAAUUUGUACUGGACGUUUUGGGCUGAAUGUGACUUACCCGCAUCCCCCCCCCAAAAAAAACCCC